AAUUUCUCUCUCACCUGUUUCGCGUAGCAGACGACGAUCGCGUACGCGCUGCCGACGAUAAUUGCUAAUUUUGGGUCCUCAGGCGAUAGCGAUUCGCGUGUCUCAUCUUCUCGACUUGUCCCGCUCAUUCACUACGCCGACCUCUUUCCUGCAUUCUUUCCGAGUAGACGCGACUCUUACACACGCCGUUUACUCAUACUUUUCCCAUCCCCCCCUUUUUCAACGUCGAUUCACCCUCGUUCGGUGCGACCUUUAUUUAAAGUACCCCGAGUGGCGACUGAUCGUUCAGAGUCUCUCGGCCCGCUCACCUGAGGAGUUCGCUUGUACGCUUGUUCCGGACAGCUGGCCAGCGUGGUCUUCUAUCGUCCCUCUGAGGUUGUGUGUAGAAUUCGUGUGGCACCAUGAAGACCUGCGUGUGUUCCCACUUUUUCGGACUUGUGCUGCUUCUGGCCAGCGUCAUCCUUACGACUACGGUGGCAGCAGAGAUCACGGCUUACACUGACUACUACCUGGAGGACCACUGCUCGUCGUCGAGAUCGGCUGACCGGUACCGGGCUCGCACCGAGGCACAGUCCAUCUCUUUCCGGCUCAAGUCUCCGCUGCAGGAGAAGCUGGACGAGCGCGGAUGCCGGGCCGGACUCAGUUUCAGCACGUUGAACGAGACGUACGGAUUCCUCGUCACGCCGGUCUCCAUCGACAUCCCACGAGGGCCCACGAACUCCUGCGUCAACUUCAUCUGGUUCGACGGCCUUGCUGAGGACGAGCUGAACGGCAAGCGUCUUUGCGGCGACACUUUUCCCAAGACCAGUGCAAUUCCCACCAAGGGAGACCGCUUCACCAUCUGGUGGUCAUCCGAGCCCAGCAAGGACGCUGACCGCCAGGCCUCCUUCAACGUCGUCAUCGCCUCCUACGUCAACCGAUCUUCAGAAGCCGAGUGUCCCGAAUCGUGGCGUCGCUGUGACAAUGGUGCCUGCAUCGAACCCCGGCUGUGGUGUGACCGCAUCGACAACUGCGGUGACGGCAGCGACGAGGACGAGGCCAACUGCGCUCCCAGCACAGUAUUGUCCAUCCCUGGAAUCGUUAUCAUCGCUGUCAUCGUGGUCCUCGUCAUCAUCGCUAUUGGAGCCAUCGUUUACGUCUGCAGGCGGCGUCGUGCCUACCGGGCUACGUAAACAGCUUCAACGGUGACGCAAUCGCGAGAUAUUGGACUUGGCUCCAAGGGUUGGCCCCUCCACAGUUGACGUCACACCUGUGAAGCUCCGCCCUUAUUGUUCCAUUCUGUCGUCACUUCCGGUGUAACGGACACUGCCGAGUAGAUGGCAGCAAAGUGUAGCAGACGACUGAGUGGAUUGAUAUUGGCUAAAUGCGUUAGCACAGUCAGGGUGGAGGGAGGAAGAGGGGAGAAAUAGUUGAAGUAGAAACUGUAUGUGUGUACAUACGGAGUCAGAACUUUGAAUCCACGAUGAUCAAUUCAUGGGAUGUAAGACUUCACGCUGGUUCGUGACGUCACGUUCUCGUCUAAAGCUGUUCUACGUGUGAGAAAGUUCAGGAAAUAGAUGCUUUCACCAGCUAGUCGCACGAAGGAUAGUAGAAAAAGUGGAUAAUUCACUGUUUUGAAAUCUGUUUUAAAGAAAGUAUGCGCGAACACAGAAUUUCCGCGCUGAUAUUCACUCUAGCCUCAAGUUUCGAUCUCGUUGUUGUGAAUAAUUUAAAUUCUAGAUAUUUUCAAUAGAUGUUUCAUGCUUCUAAAACGCGCUGUUCGAAGGAAACACUACGAUCAAUAGCGUUCGGGCAUGCAUGUGUUAAUUGGAGAGAACCGACCUCCCGAUUCAGGGCUAUAGACGAAUCUUUCACGGAAAGGGUAGGUGGGACAAAAGGAAUUCUAGGGGAGCCGUACUAGGUGACCGUCCACGCCCAAUGGUGACUCACGUCACGAGUCACCGCAAGUCACGAAUCGUUUCUUUCUCAAGCCACGCGUCGGGAUAAUGACUGCGCAUGCGUUCGCCUUUGUUAGAUGUCAGGGCAUUUGAGUCAUUUCUUUUACAUCGUGCAUCAUCAUUCGUGGUCAUGCAGGUACUUCUGGAAAACUAAAUGAGUAAUCAAAUCUAUACGUGAAAGGGGAGGGGGGGUAGACAAAGCAUGUGAUAGUCAUGUGAUUCGCGUAGCUCAGCCCCUGCGCAGUUGACGUCACACCUGUGAAGCUCCGCCCUUGUCGCUCCAGUCUAUAGUCACUUCCGGUAUGACGGACACUGCCGUCAUACCGAAAGUGACCUGGCAUGCGCAGUGCGAUUCCUAAUUCGGUUUCACUAAACCAUCGAAGGCUUUGUUCCACAAAGUGUAAGGGUCUGACGAGCAAUCUUAAACAGAUAUCAGAUGUCUAUCAAUGUAUCAUGUGUGAAGCACUCAUUGUAUACUGUGUAUUCGACGUCUUUUUAUGUGACUGAGUGGUUCCUUCUGUUUUGUUAACCCUGUCACACGGCCCGCAAAAUUGGCAGCUCGAAUAAUUUCAGGCUCGCAGCUUCACCGGUGGUCACAUUUUCCGGUGCUGCAAGCCACGCCUUUUACACGCUGUCACCUUUUUGAUUAAGGUCUUGGACAUUAAGGCCUUGUAAGUUAAGGGUUUAUAUGUACAACUGCCUGUUUCGCGGACCAUGUGGCAUGGUCGUGAAUCGUACUGCUUUUUAUAUUGUUCGCGUAUUUAAUUUUUUGUCUCAUGUACAACUCUACUGUACGAUGCUAAAGAGUCUCGUACGAACUCAAGCGCACCAACUUGUAUGAACAUGUGAAGUCAUUCCAAUUUUAACAAGUUCAUAAAUGUGUGUUAUAGUUAUUGUAGACGGGUUAUUGUUAUUGUGUACAUAUAUACAUCUGCCCAUAGUUUUAUUUUUUCUCUGUACUCAUUUUAACCAAUCACUUUUAACCAGUGUAGAAUCAUAUUUCACCUCUGAAGCAUCGCUUAAAGCGUCGAAUGAUGUUUGAACUAUCGUUUGUCAGUCGAUCGAUUUAUCAUCACUUUCCACAAGGGGCAUUCUCGAGCAUAUACCCGACCAUUCACAUCACACCUGCAUUGUGCUUAGUCGUGGUUAACUAACAAGCCGCUUUGUGUUCUGAUAGUUAACCAUAUCGUUUGCUCGAGUAUAAGUCUGGUAGGUAUUGCUGCUGGUUGUAUAGUCAAUUACUACGAGCUGUGGCGAAUAUAUGUGUUUGUUAGACAUCUAGGUCCCGUUGUUGUACGCGUUAUAAGGUGAUUUUGAGCGGUUAUAAAGCGACCUGUAACUCAUGAACGGCCAACUUGUCACUCAUCGUUUAACUGCAUCCGUAAUUCUCGAGUUGCCAUAAUCGGACCUCCAAUGCUAGAGAACCAAGCGUGACACAACGCGCUGGCUUUGGCGCCUUCUUUUUUUUUAAUUUCUUAGAUACACUCUGAUCACUUCCAGGUACCCUCACAUAUUCUCUUUUACUUCACGUUGACUUUGUAUGUGUGCUGUGUCACGCGUUGGAACCUCCUCAGAAAUUGUUCUGGUCGGUUACUGUCCUUUCUGUUUCAUAGUUUGUAUGUGUGUCUCUGUGUUUGUGCCUUUGUAUGUGUAUGUGUUGAGUAAGCUCCGUAUUUACGUGUACAUGUGUAGAACGUGUCAUAUUUAUUUAUUUCCUACUGUCUUACCUUGCGAUGAAACCAGCUGCUUUGCCUGCCAUUUCAACGCCUAAUAAAACGAUGGGCUGUACAGGUGAA
Molecule: messenger RNA, 3733 nt
Organism: Rhipicephalus microplus (southern cattle tick)
Lineage: Eukaryota; Metazoa; Arthropoda; Arachnida; Ixodida; Ixodidae
Molecular function (GO): protein binding
Source: RefSeq, a predicted model, not a curated record